AACCAUUUCUUUUUCCUUUUCUCCUUUCCCCUUCUGUAUACAAAAUCUCAGCUCAAACAUGGCUUCUUCAUUCCAUGCAGAAGCUUCUGACGUUGAGUCUGGCCGUGUCGAUUACGCUCAACGAGCGCAGUGGCUCCGAGCAGCCGUUCUCGGAGCCAACGACGGGCUGGUCUCUGUUGCGUCACUAAUGAUGGGCGUUGGAGCUGUGAAAUCCGACGCCAAAGCCAUGUUUAUUGCGGGCUUCGCAGGGCUUGUCGCUGGAGCUUGCAGCAUGGCGAUUGGAGAGUUCGUCUCUGUUUACACCCAAUAUGACAUACAGAAAGCUCAACUGAAGAGAGAUGCCACGAACCAAAAGAAUGUAAUGAAUGGCAACCACCAAGACGAAGAAGAAAAGUUGCCGAAUCCACUGCAGGCCGCGCUCGCAUCUGCGAUCGCGUUUUCAGUCGGAGCCAUCGUCCCUCUGCUAGCAGCAGUGUUUAUCCAUGACCACAAGGUCAGGCUUGGCGUAGUUGCAGCGGUGGCGAGCUUGACGCUGGCUGUUUUCGGAGUAGUUGGAGCGGUCUUGGGGAAGACUCCGGUGGGGAGAUCCACGGCGAGAGUGGUUGUUGGAGGCUGGAUGGCUAUGGCGAUCACGUUUGGUCUUACCAAGCUGAUUGGGUCCAAAGGACUCUGAGAGUUGAUGGCUGUGACUAUUAUGAUCUAUAUGUGUUGUCCUAAUAAUGUUGUUGUCUUCUUGCUUGUUAUGCUGUUUUUUUUCUAUGCAUGAGUUCAAAGGAGUUCCCAUUAUCAGUCUAAUUAAGAAAUAAAAGUAUGUUGGUCAAAGGCAAAAUGUAUGGUCUCUUUUUUUCUUCUUUUUUACAAGAAUAAACACUUGUGAACUUUGUUAUUUCAA
Molecule: messenger RNA, 892 nt
Organism: Momordica charantia (bitter melon)
Lineage: Eukaryota; Viridiplantae; Streptophyta; Magnoliopsida; Cucurbitales; Cucurbitaceae
Product: vacuolar iron transporter homolog 1-like
Biological process (GO): intracellular manganese ion homeostasis
Molecular function (GO): manganese ion transmembrane transporter activity
Source: RefSeq, a predicted model, not a curated record